Molecule: messenger RNA, 3340 nt
Organism: Paramacrobiotus metropolitanus
Lineage: Eukaryota; Metazoa; Tardigrada; Eutardigrada; Parachela; Macrobiotidae
Product: integrin beta-PS-like
Exons: 21
Coding region: 350-2779 (809 amino acids)
Biological process (GO): cell adhesion mediated by integrin; cell migration; integrin-mediated signaling pathway
Cellular component (GO): integrin complex; focal adhesion; cell surface
Molecular function (GO): integrin binding
Source: RefSeq, a predicted model, not a curated record
UUCAGUGCGGAUAUUUCGUACAGCACAGCGUGUCUGCCUGCCUCUGCUGCAUUCCGCCAUUCUGCAGGGAUUCGUGUCCGUGCAUCGUGCGAUUUUAAAUUCCACCUAAAAGAUUCAAAACCCCGAUAGAUGAUUGUUAUCAUGGACUAGAUUCUGGAGGAAUAUAUUUUGGCUGAUUGUGUUGGGAUUAUUUAAUUUGGGCGAGGAUUGACUACUGCCCUGUGGAUGGGGGGAUGCUGAAUAAUCGCUUUAUCAGCGUUGCCGGUUGUGGAUUGAUGUUUUGCAUGGUAUAAAUUGCCGGGCCAUCAUCGGACAUCUGUGAGAGCGGCCAUCGCGCUGCGUCGGAGCGAUGCCGGACCGGAAGUUGCGUGGUGUGCAGAUGCUGCACAUGUUCUUCUUGCUCAUCAAUCUCUUCUGCGCUCUCCGUUCCGUUUCUGCUCAAGGUCUUUCGGAAGAAAUCGUCGCGAAUCCCUGCGUGGUACAGCAGACAUGCAGCGCCUGUAUACAGGCCAAUCCCAAUUGCGCCUGGUGUCAACAAGAGAAUUAUGGUGAGAACACUUUAGCGCCACGCUGUGAUUAUGUACCGAACCUGCUGGCCCGGGACUGCCGGUUUGAGAAUAUCGUCAAUCCGGAGAGCCAGCUCAUAUACAUCAAGAAUGAGAGCUUGAGCAGUGAAAUCCAGUUCUAUCCGCAGCACAUUUCCUUAAGGCUGCGUCCACGAAAGCCGUUUCCACUGGAAGCGAAAUUCAAGCAGGCCAAGGAUUAUCCGGUGGAUCUGUAUUAUCUCAUGGAUUUAUCCUAUUCUAUGCUGGAUGAUAAAGCCAAACUGGCAUCAUUGGGCCGCAUUCUAGCGGCGGAAAUGCGGAAAAUGACCAGCAACUUCCGGCUGGGUUUCGGUUCCUUCGUGGAUAAAGUGGUGAUGCCAUACGUCAGUACUGUGCCAAAGAAAUUGGUUAGUCCCUGUGAUAACUGCACAACACCCUAUGGUUUCAAGCAUCAUAUGACGCUCAGCGAAGACGACGUUAUUUUCAAGCAACGUGUGGAACAAGCCGCCAUAUCCGGGAAUCUGGAUGCACCGGAAGGGGGCUUUGAUGCCGUUAUGCAGGCCAUUGCCUGCAAGGAUGAAAUCGGCUGGCGGGAGAAGGCCCGAAAACUGCUGGUUCUGUCGACGGAUGCCAGUUUCCAUUAUGCCGGCGAUGGCAAGUUGGGCGGCAUUAUCACACCCAACGAUGGCGCGUGUCAUUUGGGAUAUCGGGACGGGGAACUGCAGUACACGGAGAGUUUAACCCAGGAUUAUCCGUCACUGAGUCAGAUCAACCGCGCUGUGAAGGAGAACAAAAUCACCAUGAUCUUCGCCGUCACCGAGGACCAGCUGCCCACGUACGAGCGCCUCAAGUACUUCGUGGAGGCCUCCGCCGCCGGCAAACUGGCCAACGACUCCUCCAACGUGGUCGACCUCGUCAAGACCACCUACAUGAAUAUCACGUCCACCGUGGAGUUGAAAGACAACGCCCCCUCGGAUCUGGUCAAAGUCAGCUACUUCUCCUCCUGCAUGGGCAGCGGUGAGCGCAAGCGCACCAACGUCUGCUCCGGACUGCGCGUCGGCUCGGAGGUGCGCUGGGAGAUUGUGGUGGAGGUGAUCAAAUGCCCGGCCGGGCCGCCUCCCCACCGCAUCCCCUUCAAGAUCCGGCCGGUGGGGCUGGACGAUGAGCUGCUGGUGGAUCUGGAGGUGAUCUGCGGCUGCGACUGCGAGCAGCCCGAGUACGCGCUGUACAACUCCACCAAGUGCAGCGGCAAGGGCACCUUCGAGUGCGGCAUCUGCCGCUGUCCGCCCGGCACCUUCGGCCGCUUCUGCGAAUGCACCUCCGACUCCAUCCAGGAAGAGAAUGAACUCUUCGGCUGUAUGGCACCCAACACGACAAUCGUCUGCAGCGGGCGUGGCAACUGUGUGUGCGGGGAAUGCGUGUGCUUUCCACGGGAUGAUGGGCACAGCGUGUAUGGGAAAUAUUGUGAGUGUGACGAUUUCGAUUGUCCCCACUUCAACGGCCUUCCCUGCGGCGGACCGACGCACGGGCAUUGCGACUGUAAAUUCUGCAUCUGCAAACCGGGCUGGACCGGGCCCAACUGCGGCUGCUCCACCGACAACAGCACCUGCAUCUCCAAAAAUGGGCUGGAAUGCAACGGGCACGGGCACUGCGACUGCGGGCACUGUGUGUGCGACGUGGACCCGGUGACCAACACGCAGCUGUUCUACGGGCCCACCUGCGAGAACUGCCCCACCUGUCCGGGGAUGUGCCACACCCUCAAGCCCUGCGCCCAGUGCCAGGCCUUCGGGACCGGCGAGCUGGAGGACGAGGAGGACGGCUCGCGCUGCCUCAAGAACUGCACGCUCUUCAACGCCACCCACGUCGACGCCGUGCACAAGGAUAUGCCGGGUGAAGAGAUCUGCCAGUUCCGUGAUGAACGCGAUUUUUGUACCUUCUUCUUUUCCUAUUACGACCACCCCGAUACCGGCAAAUUGGUCGUGGAAGUGCAGAAAACCAAAGUGUGUCCGGAGGAAGUGCGCGCCUUACCUAUUAUCAUCGGCGUAAUACUGGGCAUUUUGGCGGUGGGAUUGGCGCUGCUGCUUAUCUGGAAGAUCCUUACCGUUAUACACGACCGCCGCCAAGUGGCCAAAUUCAACGCCGAAGUGCAGAACGCCAAAUGGGACACGAGUGGAAACCCCAUUUUCCGGCCGGCCACCAACACAUACCGCAACCCGGUGUACGGCAACAAAUAAAUCGCAAAAAAAACGGAGAAAAAAUUGGCCUUAAUUCAGUCGGUUCUUCCUGUUCCUAAAUCUGAGAUGGUUUUUGUGUUUUUUUUGCCCGAUAAUCUUCCGCUUGGGAAGCGGCAUAAUGAUGACCACUUCCCCCCUUCGCCAUGGCAGCUGCUGCAGCGCGAACCCGAAUCUGGAAUUUUCUGUAUUCUUAACAUGUGCCUGAAUUUGUAAUUUUAAUUUUUACGCGGUUUUAUUGGGGAUGUUAAUCGUUAAAGCGGGAUCUGACACGGGGCGUGGUUGUUUUCUAACCUUUUUGAUCUGUUUGAAGAAUUUCUAACUUUGACUGGACGUUCAUGGUUGUUUUUCUGCGGGGAAACUGGACCAAUACUGGAGAGUUGGGGUUGGUUUUGCAUUGGUGGUUUGUGUGUUUUUGUUGUAGUUUGUGUUUUGGUGGGAGGUUGUCCGUCUCCUGGUGACCUUUGUGCAUGGCAUUUUCUGUCUCCUUUUGUGAUUUUAACGUGUACGCCCCCUCAGGAUCAUGGUAACGAUGUUACAAAAAAAUAAAAAGCCGAAUUAUGA